AUGGCAGCGGAUUUUCGAUCACAGAUGUCCCUAGGACUCUGGUUUCUUUUGAUUCUUGCCUCCUCAUUUGCAGAGGCCUUUUAUAUACCAGGCUGGUCCAUUAGGAGUUAUAAGGACAAUGAAGCAAUACCUCUUCUUGUAAACAAGGUCUACUCCGACAAUACACAACUACAGUAUGCGUACUACGAUCUCCCAUUUGUGUGCCCACCCACCGGGGUCCGCCAUGCCGGGUCAUCGCUCUUAAGUGGACAAACCAUCUCGCUGAACCUCGGAGAAGUCCUUCGAGGGGACCGAAUCGCACAAUCCGAUAUUGAGCUUGUGAUGGGAAAGGACCAGGAAUGUAGCUUUCUCUGCACAAAAACGGUCGAGAGAGAGGAUAUAAAGCGCGCCCGAGAGAUGGUUCAAGAGGGAUACGUGGUGGAAUGGAUCGUGGAUAAUCUGCCUGGAGCGACCCGCUUUGUCACCGUGGAUAAGUCGAAGAAGUACUAUGCAGCCGGGUUCAAGAUGGGUUACAAGGAAAUUGCACCGAGCUCUGGGAAAAUGAGGCACUACAUCAACAACCAUCUUACAAUCGUUAUUCGUUACCGGAAAGCUCCUGGGAAAGCUGGGGCACGGGGCGGAAAGGUCGUGGUUGCGUUCGAGGUCUACACAAAGAGCAUUGGCCCUCAGGCGAGAAAGGAAUCUGGAUGUCCAGCUGACAUAAGUGAGGCGGACUCGCCGAUGGAAUUAUACCUUCCUUCCAACUCAACAGAUACCGAUUUCUCCCUUCAAUACCCAUAUUCAUCAUACCACCCUCCCGAAAGCGAAAUCGAUAUUGAAGAUGGCGCAACGCUUGACAUCCCUUACUCGUAUUCGGUUUACUGGCGCGAGGACAAUAAUAUUGAAUGGGCACAUCGAUGGGAUCUAUACUUUGUGAAUCAGGAAGAAGGAUCCAGGAUCCAUUGGCUGGCAAUCAUCAACUCGCUCAUCAUUUCCGGGUCAUUGAGCGCGAUUGUUGCGAUGAUUCUGACGAGGACCAUUCGAGGAGAUAUCAAGACCUACAAAGAUGCAGCGUUGGAGGAUGGCAAGCUCAAGUCGAAGAGGAAGUCCAGGCCAGGAAGCGGUGCGAGGACACCCAAGGGCGAGAAGCCAGGUGCCGGUCUGCUCGAUCAAGUGGGAGAUACUGAAAACGAUGCCGAUGUAUCAUCUGACGAGGAAGCAUUGGAAGAUGUCACAGGCUGGAAACUGCUUCAUGGAGAUGUCUUCCGCACUCCUACAUAUGGUCGGAUUCUCGCCCCUUUGGUUGGAUCGGGAAUGCAACUACUCUUCAUGGCAGUUGGCCUACUCAUCUUGAGUAGCUUAGGCAUCCUAAACCCCAGCUUCAGGGGUGGAUUUGUUAGUGUCGGUAUCGGACUCUUCGUAUUUGCAGGUGUCUUCUCGGGGUACUUCUCAGGACGAGUGUACAAGACAUUUGGAGGAACAAAUUGGCGGAAGAACCUCCUCAUAACCGCCAUUCUUUUCCCUGGCCUUCUCUUUGCGUUGGUCUUUAUCCUAAAUCUCUUCGUCUGGGCCCAGGCCUCGUCAACCGCCUUACCAUUCGGAACCCUUGUCGGAAUCGUCCUUCUCUGGCUAUGCAUCCAGCUUCCCCUGGUCUAUGUCGGCUCGUGGUAUGGGUAUACCCGCACUGGCGCAUGGGAGCAUCCUACGAAGACAACCUCCAUCCCGCGUCAACUGCCCAUUCAGCCGUGGUAUAUCCGGUCACCGAGUUCAAUUCUGCUCGCUGGACUAAUCCCCUUCGCGGUGAUUUUCAUCGAGCUCCUCUUCGUAUUCCAAUCCCUCUGGCAAGAGAAGAGCGGAUACUACUACGUUUUCGGAUUCCUGUCCGUCGUCUCUAUAAUUUUAAUUCUCACGAUCGCCGAGGUCACUAUCGUCACUAUAUACAUCAAGCUCUGUAGUGAGGACUACAAUUGGUGGUGGCACUCUUUCUUCGUGGGCGGUGGCAGUGCCAUCUGGGUCUUCCUGUAUUGUAUCUGGUACUACCUGACGAAGCUUCAUAUCCAUGGCUUUAUCAGUAGUCUGCUGUUCUUCAGCUAUAGCUUUAUAGCGUGCGUGGUCUAUGGGUUGCUUUGCGGGACCGUUGGGUUCUUGACGGCGUAUGCGUUUGUUAGGAGGAUAUAUGGUGCGAUUAAGGCUGAUUAG
This is a messenger RNA of Venustampulla echinocandica, 2178 nucleotides long. RefSeq names its product putative multispanning membrane protein. Lineage: Eukaryota; Fungi; Ascomycota; Leotiomycetes; Helotiales; Pleuroascaceae. Gene Ontology annotation, biological process: vacuolar transport; protein localization to membrane. Gene Ontology annotation, cellular component: Golgi apparatus; membrane. The transcript is spliced from 3 exons. The record is from RefSeq and is a predicted model, not a curated record. Bases 1 to 2178 code for a protein of 725 amino acids.